AUGGCAAAAACACGGACAGUUCAGACCUGUGAGGCGUGUCGGAAAGCAAAAGUACGCUGCGAUCGAGGAAAGCCACAGUGCUCACGGUGCUCCAAGACCAACCGCGAAUGUUUAUAUCCUACAGAGGAACCAAGCUACUCCCAUGAAUCCUCGUCCGCAUCUUACACUGCAUUAUCUGAUCCCGCUAGCCCCAAUCAGGUCAAUCCACGGCCGGCCGACCGGAACAGGGCCACCUCGACUUCGGGCUCGGAGGCGAGCGAGGCCCUCGGUUCCGCCGAAGUAUCGAAUGAAAAUGAAAACCCUUGCAAUGGGUUAUAUUCUCUCACUGAGGCUGGGCCACAGCACUGGGUAUCACGCAGAAGAAAGCGAAAUACUAUAUCUUGUGUUCGCUGUCGACGUAUGAAGGUACGCUGCGAUCGUCGGUUACCAUGCGCUCGUUGUUCAAAAAUAAAUAAGGGCGACGAGUGUGUUUAUGCAAAACCUGAAAGGACUGCCGACGAUGAUGGCCUGCUUUCUCGCCCUUCUAGUGAUAUUCCGCAAGCACCAGUCACACAUCGAAUAUGGAGGUCCAAGUUCCGCACAGGGGCUCAUUGGGCCAUUUUAAUACAAGAUAUGGAGAGUCUAUAUACCCCAACUUGUUCCCAGGAUAAGAAGCUUAUUCCCGAUGAUGAUACCAAAAGUGUUCUUGAGACUUCAUGGUCUCCAAACUACCCAUUUGGUGAAAAGCCUCGUCGCUCGAAAUCAACAAGAAAAGCGAUGUUGGCUUCUAUUCCUAACAGGGACAUAGCGGACAAGUUCGUCCAAGCCUAUCUUGAUGUGAUUGAAACAUCACACCGCAUUCUUCACAUUCCGACUUUCCUGCUUCAAGUGCAAGCCUUUUGGGAUCAGCCUAAUGCGGCCGAUGAUAGCUGGCUUGCGCAAUACUUUACCAUCCUUGCACUAGGUUGCGAUGCUUCUAGAGCUGAGGCGCCUGAAACAGCAGAGCAUUAUAGCGACCUACGCAAUACACUGUUGACUGCCGCAGAAACCUGUCUCAGACUCACUCCAUUCCUAUAUCGACCAUCAUUAGCUAAUCUCAGAACGUUGUGCCUCAUUGUCAUUGCAAAACAGAUAUAUACCAUGUCAUGCUCUGAACAUGAAGCGUGCUGGCCACUCACUGGCCUUACAGUCCGGCUAGCAAUGCUAACGGGCCUCCAUUCAUGCAAUAGCAAUAGGUUCUAUUCACCCUUUCAUGCCGAGAUGAGGAAUCGGCUAUGGGCUGCGAUAUGUUUUAUGGAUCUCAAACAGUCAUUACUCUCGGGAAUGCCACUUCAAAUGACGAUAGAGACAUUUACAUGCGCUCAACCUGCAAAUAUCAAUGAGGAUGAAAUAAAUGAGUCGUUCAGUGGCGAAAUAUCUAGUCGACCGCUUCCAGCAAGGACCGAUGCUACCGUGCUGGUCAUUUUGCAUGAUGUUUUCCCACUAGUCGCGGAGAUUCUGAAAGCAGUAAAUUCAGCAGAUUCAUCUUUUCAAUAUGAAACUGCUCUAGAGUACGAUCGACAGCUAAGGUUCAAGAUGAAGGAAUAUGAAAUCAUUCUCCAAACGCCUCCAAGACGCCCAGUUGAGCCUACCGAAUGCGCAGCAGUUGAUAUUGAUUUUCAAAAGAUUCUCCUCAACGUCUAUUUCCGCCGGGUACUGCUCACAUUGCAUGGUCGUUUUGCCAGACUGCCACAAGCAUUUGUCGAAUACUCGGUUGCCUACUGGUCGUCUUUGGAGUGCUCUCUAGCGCUCCUUGUGCAGCAGAGAGAGUUAGGUGAACAAGCGGCACAUAACCGAGGUGUCGCGACAUGGUUCUCCGGUCUUUUCAAACAGGAUUUCUUCACAGCUGCAAUGACCCUAUGUUUCCACCUGAUUAAAAACGACUCUCCUUUGGAAUUACCCGCAGAGCAUCUCUGUCAGAUUCAAGCCCGGGAGACCGUUCUCGAGACUUUGAGAUGCUGCAGGGAUCUCUGGGAGCAAGAAAAGGAUUUGUCAGGCUGUCAUGGCCGAGCGUGUGAUCUUGUUACCAAGUUGGUAAAUUUCUUGGAAGAAGCGGCCUAA
Messenger RNA from Nannizzia gypsea CBS 118893, 2079 nucleotides. RefSeq lists its product as hypothetical. NCBI's taxonomy places the organism in Eukaryota, Fungi, Ascomycota, Eurotiomycetes, Onygenales, Arthrodermataceae. The coding region runs from base 1 to 2079 and encodes 692 amino acids. The record is from RefSeq and is a predicted model, not a curated record. Gene Ontology annotation, molecular function: DNA binding; zinc ion binding; DNA-binding transcription factor activity, RNA polymerase II-specific. Gene Ontology annotation, biological process: DNA-templated transcription; regulation of DNA-templated transcription. The transcript has 3 exons.